AUGGCGGCCUCAAAGAAGAACGGCGCGGCUGCCGCUGUUGGCUUUUCCCUGGCCAAGGUCUUGCCUGACGACUCCAGACCGUGGUAUCGAGUGCCACACUUGUUACGACUCAACCUUUGCUUGCUGGUGCCUCUUAUGUCUUCAUGCUCAAUUGGGUACGAUGGUUCGAUGAUGAACGGCCUUCAGACACUCCCACAGUGGAAGAAACACUUUGACAACCCUACUGGAGCCAUGCUGGGGGCCAUGAAUGCUGUUUAUCCCGCCGGCAAGAUCGUCGCUCUCUUCAUCGUUGCAUACCUGAACGAUAGCUACGGACGAAAGAAGUGCAUUGCCCUUGGUGCAUUCCUUUGCGUUCUGCUUCCUCUCAUGCAAGGCUUCUCUACCAGCGCGGCUAUGUUCAUUGCAUCAAGAGCCCUGAUCGGCUUCGUUACCAGUUUCAUGUCUCUUCCUAGCCCCAUCCUUGUUAGUGAGCUUGCAUACCCUACGCAACGCGGGAAAUUGACUGCGUUGUACAACACGUCCUUCUACCUUGGGGGUAUCAUUGCAGCUUGGUGUACUUUUGGUACUUUUAAACUGGAGUCAAACUGGAGCUGGCGGAUUCCUUCGAUCCUCCAAGGCGCCAUGCCUCUUGUUCAGUUCAUUGGUGUAUUCUUUCUCCCUGAGUCGCCCAGAUGGCUAGUAGCCAAUGGUCGUCGAAACGAUGCCCGUGCCAUUCUGGUGAAGUACCAUGCUGGUGGAGAUGAAAACUCGCCUCUUGUGGAUUUCGAACUGGUCGAAAUCGAAGCAGCUCUAACGGCCGAAGCCGAUGUCAUGUCUCAACAUUCAUGGCUAGAUCUGUUUCGUACGCCAGCCAAUCGAAAGCGGUUGCUUAUCACCUUCAUUGUGGGUUGGUUUGCUCAGUGGAAUGGCGUGGGCAUGAUAUCUUAUUACCUUGGCCUGAUACUCAACACUAUCGGAAUCACCGAAGGCAAGGAUCAAACCCUUAUCAACGCCUUGCUCAAUGUGGCCAACUGGAUCGCCGCUGUUGGAAUUGGAGCGCUUAUGGUGGACCGAUUGGGACGCCGCACUCUAUGGUUGAUGUCAACUGGCACGAUGUUUAUCUGCUAUAUCAUCUGGACCAGCCUCACGGCCAAAUUUAUCGAGACCAAGGACGCAGGCCUUGGAAAAGCCGUGGUUGCCUUUGUCUUCCUAACAAAUCUCGGUUAUGCUUUCGCCUGGUCACCACUUCUACAAGCUUACAUUGUCGAAAUUUGGCCUUAUUCGCUCCGCAGUCGUGGUGUAUCGGCACUUUACAUCACCAGUUUUUCUGCAUUGGUCUUCGCCAACCAGGUCAAUCCCAUCGCAAUGGCUGCAAUCGCGUGGAAGUAUUACAUUCUCUUUUGCUGCAUCCUGUUCUUUCUUUUAAUCACCAUCUGGUUUGUUUUCCCAGAGACGAAGGGCUUCUCGCUUGAAGAGAUUAGCCAAAUCUUCGGCGAUGGAGUUCCACAUGUCGACGUAGAGAAGGUCGAAGAUGUAAAGGAAGAUGCUGAGGUUGCCCAGGUUGAGAUCAAGAAAGGGUGA
This is a messenger RNA of Colletotrichum truncatum, 1560 nucleotides long. RefSeq names its product lactose permease. Gene Ontology annotation, biological process: transmembrane transport; carbohydrate transport. The record is from RefSeq and is a predicted model, not a curated record. Gene Ontology annotation, molecular function: carbohydrate:proton symporter activity. Gene Ontology annotation, cellular component: membrane. NCBI's taxonomy places the organism in Eukaryota, Fungi, Ascomycota, Sordariomycetes, Glomerellales, Glomerellaceae.